Molecule: messenger RNA, 938 nt
Organism: Maylandia zebra (zebra mbuna)
Lineage: Eukaryota; Metazoa; Chordata; Actinopteri; Cichliformes; Cichlidae
Source: RefSeq, a predicted model, not a curated record
UGUGUUUCAGCUCUUCAUGAGGACAUUGGUAUCAGUGGCUGUUCAGACUCUGAUGGAGAGAACAUGUAUGGACUGGAUGGUGAAGAGAAAUGGUACGCAGACUUCAACAAAAAGGAGGAAAUCUACCCUCAGCCUCCUUUUGUCGUCAACCCUUUCCACUACCAGGAAGGAACUUAUGAAGGAGCUGUGGCUAAUCAACAGGUCUGCAAACAGAACCUGAAGGUUGAUAUGCAGGCAUAUAAGAACCCUCCACUGCAGCGUGAUGCUCCUUCAGGUGUGAUGAUCUACACCAGAGAUGAGGUGGAGUUUGGAGAGAAGAACUAUCUCAUUUGUUAUGUGACUGGUUUCUAUCCUGCUCCUGUCAACGUCUCCUGGACUAAGAACAAAGAGAAAGUCACACAAGGAUCCAGCAUCAAUGUUCCCUACAUCAACAAAGAUGGGACCUUCACCCAGAUCUCCAGACUGCAGUUCACCCCACAGCAGGGAGACAUCUACAGCUGUGCAGUGCAACAUCUGGCCCUGACACAACCAGAAACUAGACUCUAUGAGGUGGAGUCAUCUGGUCAACCUGAUCCAGGUGUUGGACCCUCUGUGUUCUGUGGAGUGGGUCUGACUCUCGGUCUGCUCGGUGUGGCUGCUGGAACCUUCUUUCUCAUCAAAGGAAACGAGUGCAGCUGAUUGGCUCACAGUGAUGAUGUCAUCAGUACAGAGACAGUUGUAUUCAUAUCCUCAUUCCCUCUGUGGUGUCUGAGGCGAGGGCCGUCCUCUGUGCAAACACAGACCUGCUCGCUCGUUCCUUCACACUGAUGUUUGAAUUACAGAUGUUUAUAUUUCUCUGCUUUCGCACUGUGUUUAAAGUAAAAACUAAGUUUGAUUAGAAACUGAAAGCAUAUUUGUUUUAAUCAUGAAAGUUAAUAAACAGACCUUUGCUGAAAUCA